Wyeomyia smithii (pitcher-plant mosquito) is the source of this 4021-nucleotide messenger RNA. RefSeq names its product E3 ubiquitin-protein ligase RNF13 (gene gzl). Lineage: Eukaryota; Metazoa; Arthropoda; Insecta; Diptera; Culicidae. The record is from RefSeq and is a predicted model, not a curated record. The transcript has 8 exons. Gene Ontology annotation, molecular function: zinc ion binding. Bases 984 to 2834 code for a protein of 616 amino acids. Gene Ontology annotation, cellular component: nucleoplasm; cytoplasm.
UUUGCUCGCUGCCUGCACUCUUCGCACUAUGCGAUCGACAUUGAGUGACUUCGUUCGAAACGGUUCCGUGUGUGGCGUAGUAUUAUAAUUCCCCAAUCAAAGUUAAAAACGAGGAGAAUCCAAUUUUUUAUCUUUCCUUGCCUGUGACGGGUUGUGUUCUACAGAUUUAGACUGGAUUUAGUGAAAAAAUGGAAAUCGCAGCCCAACCAGGCUGAACUUUCGACUCUACGAUUGAAUAAUUUCACGGAGUGGUGAUUUGUUUUUGUUCCUGCAGUGCGAUAAAUCGAACAGAAUAACACACAAUGGCGACUUGAGUUGCUGCUACGGGCACGGAGUGUAUUGACAAUUAUUUAUUUUGCGCAACGAUAGCAGUCCGCAGCACGGGCUAAUUAAUUUCUGUCAGCGAUAUUCGGAAGGAGGAAAAUUUUCAGUAGUGAUUCGAAGUGCAGUGGAUUUCGACGGAGCCGUAUAGUAAUUGGAUUAGCAGCUUUAAGUGAUUGUGUUUUUUUUUACUUCACCAUUUGCAAACGCUCAGCUGGUUUUCCACAGCAGCAGAAACUAUUGCACAUAGGAUUCUUUAUUCCACGAACGCUAGAAUCGGCACUCGUUUGAGUGAAGCAUUGUAGCUGUCGAGCUUAGCACGGUUCCAGAAAAGAUUUCUGCGCGAUCGUGGCCGAGCAAAUCAACGAAUGUUUGGAAACCAACCGACCCGAGGAUCAUCAUCAUCAUCGGCUUCAGCUGGCACACCGACGAAGAUAUCGCCGCAGUCGCUGAAAUGCUAAGCUCGUAUUUGCUCCUAUUAGUUAGUUGUGAUAAGCAAUGAGGAAUAGUGACUCACAGUGGCGGCAAGAAGAAAUCGGACGCUAAAAUUGUUUCGCUUCACCGUAGCUGGUGAUUGAACUUCAAUGAAAAUUUAUCAACUGAGUGAAAUUAAUGGUUCGCGUUUAACACCACUAUAGAAGUGCUUGCGUUUGCGGGCGUGUAUGUGCAUAAAUUGUAUGCACCUUGAAACUAGUGUUGCCAAAGUUAGGUUUUUAAAAGGAGGUCCAAAAUCACACUCGCGCACGAUGGCUCCUUCUGUUCUAGCUUGGCUGCUGACUAGGACCAUAACAACAAACUACUAUCUAGUCAUACUGAUAUCAUCGGUUUUCCUGCUGGAAAUUUGCGAUGCGGAUAUUUUGGUGUAUCAAAAUGAUCAGCUUUUGGAAGAGUUUCGUGACUUUCCGGCCACCUUCGGUGGUGAAAUUCCAGAGAGUGGACUCAAGGUGAGGGCCGUCCAGGCGGAACCUGUGGACGGAUGUACCCCGCUAGCAGGGCCACCGGAAAAUGUCAGCUCGAUGAUUGCUAGCGGUGCUGGGUCGAGCCGCUUUGCCGUUAUCAUUGCGAGAUAUAAUUGCUCGUUCGAGGAUAAAAUUCGCAAUGCACAGAUUGCCGGCUUCGCCGCAGUCAUCGUUCACAAUGUCGGCAGUAACGAUCUUGAACGUAUGUCGGCUAACCAUGCCGAAGAUAUUGUCAUUCCAUCGGUUUUCAUCGGCGAAAGCAACGGUUUGUUCAUCGUCGAAAACUUCAUGUACCCACUGAACUACGCUCUCAUCAUAACCGACGACGUUCCGUUUAACAUCAACAACAAUCUGAUAAUUCCGUUCGCCAUCGUUGUAGGAAUGUGUUUCAUUAUUAUGAUUUGCUUCAUGAUCAUACGGUGCAUACGAGAACGUCGCAGAAUGCUGCGUCAUCGCUUGCCAAGCAGCGUGCUGAAGAAAAUUCCGAUCGUAAAGUUUGCCAAGGGAAUGCAAUACGAGACGUGCGCUAUUUGCUUGGAUGAUUAUAUCGAUAACGAACGGUUACGAGUGUUACCGUGCCAUCAUGCAUAUCACGUCAAAUGUAUCGAUCCAUGGCUAACUAAAAAUCGUCGGGUAUGUCCAAUCUGCAAGAGAAAGGUUUUUGCUCGCGGAGAACGUCGACCUCCUCGUCGGCGCUCCUCCUCCGAUAGCAUGUCCUCGUCAGAUGCCGAUGAGAAUACUCCGCUACUGAAUGCAACUGACGCUAAUCAGGCUAACAAUACGACAUCACCUGCUUCACCGUCAGUGGCUGAUGGCGAACCCAACGCAAAUGUCAGACCAGUGAGGUCAGAACGACGCUCGAAUGAUGCUCACGUGGUCAACAUGACUUCCGAUGACGAUGAAUUAUUAGACGAUAGCAAUGUCCAUGCAGUAACCAGCUCGACACCCAGACAGCUGUUGGGAACUCCUCAACGACGAUUCAAUUUCUUUGACCGAGUCGUGCAAUCUCAGAUGUCUGCAGCCAGCCAAGGACGGGAUGCCACUACCAGCGGUGUUGAAGGAGCCGAUUCACCAUACAGUCCAAUCGGAGAGGAAAAUAUGCCCAGUAGUACCUGGAAUCGGUUUGUUAGGAAAUUGCGUUUCUUCCACCGCAACGAACCGUCUCCUGAGCUGCAAUCGGACGACGACAUCGAACCAGCCACUGGGGAAACUAGCAUCGCCAACGGUACUGUCAGUGGUCGAAUUUCCAUCAACUCGGCAGUCGCCGCCAGCAAUAACAUCCUAAAUGGUAAUCUCAGCGGUUCGUUCCACGGAGAAGAAACGACCGACGAUGAGAUCGUGGGUGCUAGCUACCGCGACGAGGCCAAGCGGCGGCAAAUCCGUUCAGCUCCGAAUCUACCCUCAACGAGCGGAAUGGCGACCGGCGCAUCCGCUAGCGGUGGUCGGCUUGGCGUGGCCGCCCUGCCGAAUGUUAAUUUCAAUCCUAGCCAGUCCGGUCGGGCCGAUCCAGGAAGAAGAACGGGUGGCCCGACGGGAGGACACUACCCGGUGUAAAUAGAGCCCCCUUAGAAUACUGUAUGUAGUUUAUGACAGGUAAGUCAAAUCCAUAAUCGUGGUUUUUUGCAAAGAAGAAAAAAAAGAGUUUGAUAAUAAAAACGCAGCGAAUAAAAGUGAUACAAUAUAGCGCGAAACACAUGAGGGAAAAUAGCUUCCAUACACCACCGUUUUCCCUAUUAUUUCGCUAGAUACAUUGAGGCGAUAGUGAUAUUUUCAUCCGAGAGAGGUUUUAUCUUUUUUUUAUCAGUAACUUGUGGUUAGGUUUUGGUUAUUACAUACAAUAUUCAAAAAAGCUGAAAUUUGAACAAAAAUUCUAUCCUCGUAGAAAAUAUUGGUUGAAUGAAAGAGCUGAUAGGAUUGAAACUUCUAUUUUAUCCCGUAUGAGUAACAAAAAUGUGAUUGGAUUUUAAGAAGUCUUAUUUAUAAGUAAAAAGGUAUUUAACCAUCCGCAAUUAUCAGUUUUCGAAAGAAGUAAUUAUGAGUUAAAAUAAUCUUCGACAGGUUGAACUUUACCUGUCGCAAGGUGAACUACUGAACAUUAUGCAUAAGUGAACCAUAUUAUAUAUUCAUCUUGUCAAAAAUUAAUAAAAAAUGUCUUGCAAGUGGUUUAGUACACGUUGUGUGUAAACAUUUAUUGGUUUUAAAAGCUACAUCUAAUAGAAUUACUCGUGUUUAUACGUUCACAAAGUGACAUUCUAGAGAACAGUUUCAGUUCCGCCUAUCGACUUGAGUAUACUUACCUGCGUAAAAAUUUAGUUUUGUUAUUAUUUUUGUUUACCUGCAUCAUUGGAGCUAAACUAAUUAAUCGUAUGUAGAAGCUGUAACAUAUUCGCCAUCUAACCAUAACAAAAUAGUUUACAGAUAAUAAUGCAAAUAUAUAACUGUAAUUUGAAACAUCAAACACUGAUUCCCACAGACAUAGCGUGAAGGAGAACACACGAAAAAAACAAGAGAAGCAACUACUGCCAUCUGCAAUGCUGGUGUUGUUUGUUAAUUAUACAUAGGUUCUGCAUUGAGCUGUUGUGUAGGCAGUGGAACAACAGAGAAGGGGUGUAACCCGGACAAAAGUAGUGAGUUUUUUUUUGCUCUAUUAGAGGCGCAUCAUAGAAAUUUACGCAAAAUUGCAUAUUUAGUAGGAGAAUAAAAAUUUGAAAUUGAUCGAAAAAUAUAUAUAUUGCUGCCGA